This is a messenger RNA of Syngnathoides biaculeatus (alligator pipefish), 2416 nucleotides long. RefSeq names its product DnaJ (Hsp40) homolog, subfamily C, member 17 (gene dnajc17). Gene Ontology annotation, biological process: spliceosomal complex disassembly. Gene Ontology annotation, cellular component: spliceosomal complex. The record is from RefSeq and is a predicted model, not a curated record. Gene Ontology annotation, molecular function: RNA binding. Lineage: Eukaryota; Metazoa; Chordata; Actinopteri; Syngnathiformes; Syngnathidae. The transcript is spliced from 11 exons. The coding region runs from base 131 to 1063 and encodes 310 amino acids.
GGUGCUUUGCGGGUGUUACGUCAUCACAAGGCGCCAAACACACCAAACAUUAGCAAUUGUCAAACAGUGCGUCAUUUUACAGUUUUUAUUAAUAUUCUGGCAUUAGUACUUUUACCUACGGCGGGCAGAAAUGUCUGGAAAGGCCAAGGAUAUUCUGCAGCUGGACCUUUACGGUUUGCUUGGGAUUGAAAACACUGCUACAGCGAAGGAGAUCAAAAAAGCCUAUCGACAGAAAGCUUUGAAAUGCCAUCCCGAUAAGAACCCCGACAAUCCACAAGCAGCGGCACUCUUCCACCAGUUGUCUCAGGCUCUGGAGGUGCUUACGGAUGCUGCUGCCAAGGCUGCAUAUGACAAGAUUUGCACGGCCAAAAAACAAGCAGAAGAACGAAACCGCAGACUUGAUGACAAGAGAAAGAAAAUUAAGCUUGACCUUGAAGCAAGAGAGCGACAAGCAGAAGCACAGACCCAAGAUGAAGUGCAAAUCACAAGAACACUUGAAGAAGAGAUCACUCGUUUGAGAGAGGAGGGAUCUCGACAACUUGAGGAAGAACAGAGGCUCAUCAGAGAGCAGAUCCAAAGAGAAAGAGAAGAACAGCAGAACACGGGAUACUACAGUCACAGAAACUCUGGAGCGGGGAGAUGUUCCAGUAGCAACGUCACGCCUAAAUUAAAGUUGAAGUGGAAGUGUAAAAAAGAAGAUGGUACAAAUGGUGGCUACUGUCAAGACUUCAUUCUUAAACUUCUACAAAAGUACGGAGAUGUUUUGAAUGUAAUCGUAUCAAGUAAGAAGAAGGGAAGCGCUGUGGUUGAAUUUGCGACUGUGAGGGCAGCUGAGCUGGCAGUAAAGAAUGAAAAUGGCCUGAGUGAAAAUCCAUUGAAGAUUUUGUGGCUUGAAGGUCAGCCAGACCUUGCUCCUGCAUCUCAGUUCAUGUCCACACAGGGUUCCCUGUCCAAUGAACGAGACUACGAGAGUGUGGUUAUGAUGCGGAUGAGACAGGCAGCUGAGCGACAGCGGCUGAUUGAACAGAUGCAAAAGGAGGAUGAUGAAGAAGCCACGUCUUAGCACCAGAGGACCUGGCUCGGCACCGGGCCACAGCCAAUACACAGAACACCUGUUUUAAGGUUUAAUUUUUCAAUGUGUUGUUUUGUGUUGAAUCAGACAAUUAAAUCAUCAAUGACCACAGAAAGUCCGUUUUAAUUUAUACGCAUUGUUUCUCUUCUAGUGAAGUGAGGAUGCUGGUAGGAUUCAGGAUUAUGUAGUCUCAGAGAAUUCAGGAAGCAAGUGUAAAUUGUGUUGCAGUCUUAGGUACAGUAAUUUGUAUUUGUGCAUACAUCAGGCAUAAAGUGGAUUACAUCUCUGCAAACAUUCAAGUCUGUUUCAGGCAAAACCAAGAAUUUUAAAUUGGGUAGCUUAAGAUGCUUCAUUUUAUGAGCUUCCUUGCUUUCCUCCUGUUGUAGAAAAAGCGACUCAAAAAUGAAUUCUCUUCCGCCAUUGUUAAAGGUUCUCAAUAAGACUGUAUUUUCUUGCUUUAAUUAUCUAAUGACGGUUAGAUCCAGUUGCAAUAUAAUCGUUGUUGAAAUGUCAAUGUAUUCAAAUAGGUAUGAUUUGUCUGGCAAAUGGCGGCAACUUGUCAAUGUAGCCAAAAAUCUUCCUCUAUGACACGACCAUACACUUGUCCAGUGACUCAGUGAAAGCAGCUGAGACAUGUAGCAAUCCAAACCACAGUCCGUGACUAGUCGGAUUUCAUUUCUCCCCCACGAAUCAACAGACAAGCCAACUUUACUACGUUACAGGCUGAACUUCAGAAGUGUUAUGGGCUCUCGUGAUAAAAUACCCUCGUGAGAGAUUAUCCAUCAUUGUUUUACAUGAUUCUUCAUGUCAAUGAAAACUUUUAAGGAGCCUUUGGGACUAAUGCUAGACUGCAUGUUUAUUUUGCUUGGGUAUCUUUUUUGAGGAAGGCAUGACUAAGGAAAAGCAAUUGGCAAUGUGUUAUUUGCUUAUAAACAGCCACACUUUCAGUCUUCACAAAAUGCAAUACGAGAGAUGUAUUUACAACUCAGUCUUGACAGACAUGGUCGGAUCACAAAAGAAAAGAAUACAGAAAUUAUUGGUGGCUUAAGCACGCAAUCUCUAUCUACAACAGCGCCUGCACACAACAAGCAAUUCUUUUUUUUUUUUUAUAAUUGUGAGAAGCCAAAAUUGUGAUCAAGGUUGAAAUGUUAUUAAUUGCCAAGCCAGUAUGUUAAAAGUGGAAACUGUUUUGUUUGAAUUGCCAACUGUUGUUUGCGGAACUGCAGUGAAUUCAUUCAAUUACUCAUAGGAAACCGAUGUCUCACUCUCUGUAGAUAUUAAGUCAAUAUUAACUUUUGAUCUCAGUAAUUAAAAAAAGGUCCACUGUUAUGAAAUGCAUGAUUU